AUGGUGAAACGUAAGUUAGGGGCCCUUGAAAAGGUCGACGCCGACCUCGCCAACUUACAGAACAAAAUCAAGCGCGACCCUCGAUCCUACCACACCGAUUUCAGCCACCAGUACAUCCAAUAUGAGAACCAACGGCAGAUUUUCAUGCAGGCGCCUACGGCUGCCUCGGACACGGGCGUCAUAUCCUUUCGAGACCUGAUCGAAUUUGUCGCACACGUGUCGGACUGCUACAAGAACGAAACGAAAGAGUUUCCGGGACAACUGAUCGAGAUUCUCUCCACACACCAUGCAAGUCUUGAGCCGGAACUGCGCGAGAAGAUCGUGGGGAGUCUCGUGCUGCUCCGCAAGAAAGAGAUCAUAGACUCCUUGACACUGCUACAGUGCUUCUUCCCUAUACUCAUCUCCACGCCGAGCAAGAGCCUGCGGGCGUUGUUGUUCCAGAAAAUCAUCAGUGAUUUGCGCGGCGCAAAUGCCAAGAGUGCGAACCACAAGCUAAACAAGAGCGUACAGACGACGCUGCAUAAUCUCGUGACGGAGGACAGAACGAGUUCGAGGGCGCUGUGGGCCAUAAAGAUCACGAGGGAGAUGUGGAAGAGACAGAUUUGGACGGAUGCCAAGGCUGUUGAGAUCAUGAAAGAGGCAGCGGUCAGUGACAACGAGAAGUGUGUCGUCGGCGGGGUGCGGUUCUUCCUAGGCGGCGACAAAGAACGAGAAGAACUCGAGGACGAGAGUUCGGACGAAGAGGCGGUGGACAUGGGCCGCUUAAGGCACCAGAUCGGGGUUAACAAGAAGAGCAAAAAAGCAGAAAGGAGGCUCGAGAAAGCUGCGGCUACGGUGCGAAAGCGGGAGAAGAAGAAGGGUCAGCCGCAUCCGUUGAACUUUUCGGCACUGCACUUGUUACAUGAUCCUCAGGGAUUCGCCGAGACACUGUUCACGAAGCAUCUACAGGCCGCAAAAUCGAGGCUCAACCUGGAGCAAAAGCUGCUGGUGCUGCAGCUGGUGUCGAGAUUGAUUGGGCUGCACAAAUUGACGGUGCUCAGCUUCUACAGUUACUUUUUGAAAUACUUGACGCCGCGACAGCCAAGUGUGACAAGUUUCCUGGCAAGUUUGGCGCAGGCCACGCACAACCUUGUGCCUCCAGAUGUGUUGGAGCCUCUGGUGCAGAAGAUCGCGAACGAGUUUGUGUCCGAGGCUGCAGCUGGGGAGGUUGCCGCGGCCGGGUUAAAUGCGAUCCGUGAAAUCUGCGUCCGGCAGCCGCUGGCGAUGAAUGACACUCUACUCCAAGAUCUGGUUAUGUAUAGGAAGAGCAAGGAUAAGGGUGUCAUGAUGGCAGCAAAAGGGUUGUUGGGCUUGUACCGGCAAGUUGGGGCGGAGAUGCUGAAGAAGAGGGAUCGAGGAAAGGAUGCCUCGCUUGGCCUACGUUCUGGUGACCAAAAACAACAACGGUUUGGUGAGGAGACGGUUGGUGAAAUUGAAGGUCUGGAAUUGUUGGAGAGAUGGAAGGAAGAGGAGAAGCAGCGAAAACGUCUUGAAAAGGGUCUCCCGGCUGAUGGGGAGGAUGAUGAGGACGAGGAGGACGAGGACGAAGAGGAUUGGAAUGCUUGGGAUGUGCAAGAAGACGACAGCGAUGACUCUGGCGGAUGGAUCAAUGUCGAGAGUGACGACGAAAUCAACAUCAGCGACAGUGAAGAUGAAAAACCUUCGACCAAAAAGGUGCGAUUUGAUGCCGAAGCCUCGACCAGUGACGACAAAGAGAACGAGGCUACAGACGAAGUCAAGGAGGAUGGCGUGGAGGGUCCGGAGAAGACGAAGUCGAAUCUUGCCACGACCCGGAUCCUCACGCCUGCAGACCUGGCGAAAUUACAAGAGUUGCGAACCACCUCGUCCGUGUCAUCGUUGAUGAAGAACCACAAGUCGCACCACACAUCACGAGCGGAGCAGACGAACGCUCAACGACACAUUGAUGAUCCUCUGACUGCUGCUGAGAUCGAGGGUCUGGCAUCCUUGUCGCGAGGGAAGGCGACUCGUGCGCAGAAGUUGGCACUGCUUGAAGAGCACAAGGCUGAUCGCGAGGAUCACAAAUCAAAAGCCGCGCGGAAGAAGGAGAGGAAAGAGAGCGAGGGCAAGAGUACUACCAACAAGGAGAAGGCUCGGAAGAAGAACUUUUUGAUGACUCUGGGCAAGGCCAAGUCCAAGGGCAAGAGGAGUCUGGUAGAGCAUCGCAAGAUUCUGAAGGCGCACGUUGCCAGGCAAAAGAAGGGAGGAAAGCGAGGUAAUCGAGAAUAG
This is a messenger RNA of Exophiala spinifera, 2286 nucleotides long. RefSeq lists its product as uncharacterized. NCBI's taxonomy places the organism in Eukaryota, Fungi, Ascomycota, Eurotiomycetes, Chaetothyriales, Herpotrichiellaceae. The transcript has a single exon. Gene Ontology annotation, biological process: ribosomal large subunit export from nucleus; ribosomal large subunit biogenesis. Gene Ontology annotation, cellular component: nucleolus. The record is from RefSeq and is a predicted model, not a curated record. The coding region runs from base 1 to 2286 and encodes 761 amino acids.